Penaeus indicus is the source of this 2400-nucleotide messenger RNA. It is a transcript of the gene Dic1, whose product is annotated as mitochondrial dicarboxylate carrier-like. Gene Ontology annotation, molecular function: sulfate transmembrane transporter activity; thiosulfate transmembrane transporter activity; succinate transmembrane transporter activity. Bases 121 to 990 code for a protein of 289 amino acids. The transcript has 8 exons. The record is from RefSeq and is a predicted model, not a curated record. NCBI's taxonomy places the organism in Eukaryota, Metazoa, Arthropoda, Malacostraca, Decapoda, Penaeidae. Gene Ontology annotation, biological process: malate transmembrane transport; oxaloacetate transport; succinate transmembrane transport.
UGUCCAGAUCCAGAGUGAAGGCGGAGGGUUGCCACACAGGCUAAUUUCUGGUGAGAGUGGAGGCACGUCUGACAGAGAUUGUGUUAGCCAUACAGGUUUAUACAUAGCUGGAUAAUUAGAAUGGGGGAACAACGUCUCGCCAAGUGGUACUUUGGAGGCCUAGCUUCAUGUGGAGCAGCAUGUUGCACUCACCCUCUGGAUCUGCUGAAGGUUCAUCUCCAGACACAACAGGUGGCCAGUAUGGGAGGCUCUCAGAUGGCUGUGCAUAUAGUGAGGAGUCAAGGCCUUUUAGCUCUGUACAAUGGCCUUUCAGCCUCUCUCCUUAGACAGAUUACCUACUCAACAACAAGAUUUGCAAUUUAUGAGGUAGUGAAGCAGCGGCUUGGUGACAGCAAGGGUGAGCCUCUCGCAUUCUACAAACGAGCAAUGUUAGCUGGCUUUGCUGGAGCGUGCGGUGGAUUUGUGGGCACCCCAGGGGACAUGAUCAACGUGAGGAUGCAGAAUGACAUCAAAUUACCUAUAGACCAGAGAAGAAACUAUAAACAUGCACUUGAUGGCCUCAUACGUGUUCUCCGUGAAGAGGGAGUGUCAAGAUUAUUCCGAGGAGCUUCGACUGCAACUUUUAGGGCUGUGCUAAUGACAAUUGGUCAACUCUCCUUUUAUGACCAAAUAAAAGGAUUCUUGUUGACCACACCUUAUUUUAAGGACAACCUGACAUGUCAUUUCACGUCUUCCCUUGCUGCAGGUGCAAUUGCAACAACUAUGACGCAGCCUGUGGAUGUUAUUAAAACCAGAGCCAUGAAUGCAAGACCUGGAGAGUUCAAGAAUCUGUGGCAUAUCAUUUCUUACACAGGGAAAGCAGGACCAAUGGCAUUCUUCAAGGGAUAUGUGCCUGCAUUUGUGCGUUUGGGACCACAUACAAUCCUGACUUUCAUCCUCUUUGAACAACUUCGGAAAAACUUUGGAACCAUUAGGGUGACUACAAAUUAAUAGGAGUGUUUUUAGAUACUGAAAGAUGUAUUUUUGAAGAAGAAAAAAAAAUUUUGAUUUUAAAUUUAAUUGUAAUCAUGAAAGCUAACCUAUAUUUUCUUUUGGAUUGUAUUAGUUGUGCCCUUAUAUGAGACCAUAUCAUAAACCAUGUGCAUUUUGUAAUUUGAAAUUCAUUCCAUUAGUGAGUAAUUUUCAGGUAGCAAAGGCAUAUAUCACCAAGUUCCUUCCUUACAGCCUAUGCAGUUGUUCAGAUUACUUAUAUUUUGUUCAAUUAAAAAGAUCUUUUGUAGGAAAUGAGUUUUCAAGUGUUUGCAGGAAACUGAACUUCAACAUUCUGUAAUGCUAUGCUUCCUGAAGUGUACAACGAACAAUAAGAAUGAACUAGGGCAUAUAUUCCUGGUGUAAUGAAACCAACAUGUUUAGGUGCCAAAUGAAAGUGUAGUCGUUACAGUAGUUGAAUUGCAAUAUGUACAUAGAUGUAUAUUUUAUAUGUACAUGGUAGUGGAUUUUAUUAGAUACUUGUGUGAAUUAAUGAACCAAGCUAACAUGCCAGUACAUUAGCUUGUAUCAGCUCUGUGUUAGAAUAAUGGAUUUGCUCAGUAAAAUUGUGUGAGACUGUUACCAGUUCAGUGAAGGUUGUAGUUGUGGAAGUAGAUACGGUAAACAAGUACACAGAUAAUCUUGAAAUAUCUGCUUAGAAAACAACUUACAUGUACUGUCUUCCAUAUAUCAGGAGGAUUUUUUUGUUGUGAUUUAUUGCAUAUUAUUGGAAGAUGAGCUCUUGCUGGUAUACUGACAAGUAAUAGUAAUACAGUUAUAUUAGAAAAUAUACAUGUUCUUCAUUCCACCAUGGGAGAGUUUCAGUGCAAAACAUCUGAGUAUAUUCCCAGAAGUAUUUUUUGCAGAAAUAAAACUUCAUUUGUACACUAUAUUUUUUAGUUUAUAUAUAUAUAUAUAUAUAUAUAUAUAUAUAUAUAUAUAUAUAUAUAUAUAUAUAUAUAUAUAUAUAUAUAUAUAUAAUUAGUAUAUUUUCUUAUAGAAGUUAAAUUUAUCAGUUUUGUUUUUUACAAAAUUUUAUUUGUUGUUGAUUUCAGAUAUUUUAUAUUUUUGCAAUUGGAUUGCAUGUAUUAUUUUACAUAGGAGAUAUUUUGGUAUAAUAGCAUUGUUUUUUAUGCUACCCUGUUAAGAUGAAACAAUUCUCCACUAAUAUGAAUAUUAGAGAGAGUUUUAUAAAAAAAAAAUGGUAGAAUAGAAAACUUUGUGUAGGAAAAUUGGUAUUAGUGUAGUACAUAACCCAUUUUUACCACUUGUGUUGUUCAACAGCUACUUACAUUGCCGUUUGUGGAGUAGAGUUUGAAUGGAGAAUUGUUUUCACUGUUUUCUAUUGAAAUAAAGCUUUUAUGUUAUUCA